Molecule: messenger RNA, 3908 nt
Organism: Phaedon cochleariae (mustard beetle)
Lineage: Eukaryota; Metazoa; Arthropoda; Insecta; Coleoptera; Chrysomelidae
Source: the annotation of a GenBank genome assembly
GUUUUUGUUUUUUUUUACCGGAAUGUCAUGAAAAGAGUUGAUUUGAUAAAUUCAAAUUAUUUGAAUCAUUCUGAAAAUGACCGACAUUUUAUUAUUGAAAAUAGCCAAAAGUGAAAUUGACCUAGAUAGCUUCAAGAAUUGGAUUUUAUCCAAGGACAACAAUGUUGAUUUUGAAUGUUCCCCGACCGCCUUUUUAUCAUAUUUUCUAAAUUUUAUACACGAAGAGAUAUUGGGAACCCAUUGUAAAUCUAGUGAAAGCCCACUGAAAUGUACACCUAGAAAAAUUUCAACAAUAAAGUCAGAUGAAAAUGGAAGAAAGAGACCCAGUCUUACAAAUAAAUCACUGGAAAAAAGUUUCAGUGAGGUCUCAGUAGAUGGUAACUCAAGCACUCCAAAAAUGUUGAGAAUACAAUCUAACUCAGAAUCAAAUGCCUGCUACUACAGUCCCAUAUCGCCGCUCUACAAAAAUAAACCCACAUUUGCUACACCCAAAACUCAAAAAGUUAAUGUUAGUCAAAAAUCUCCUUUUUGUCUGGGAGAUUUUAUAGUAAAUAAGAAAUCUUCUUCAAAAAAGAAAAGCAACAGUAGCACUGGAGAUGUGUUGGAAGAAUCUAGUAGAAGAAUAACACCAACUUGUAUUAGUCAAGUGAAAUCUAGUGAGAGCUUUAGGAAAACUUCAAAUAGUUUUGCAAAUUUCAAUACCACAGAAAUGUCUGUAAAUAGUCCUGUUGAAACUAGAAAUUCUCUGGCUGUAGAACGAUUGAAAAUAUUAUCAAGAAAUACUAAUGACAACAAAAUUUGUGAGAACAGACUGAUUAAUAGCAAACUGUUUCAAAGGAUAGAAAUAGUGCCCUACUUGGGUUCUGUCACUUUCAAAGAACAGCUAGAUAAUUUAGCUGCAGUGUAUAUAACAAUAAUCAAUAACAAUCUAGUGCUAAAUAUAACUAGUGAAAUUUACUUUUUGAUAUCUCUAUUGCUGAGUAAAAGGUAUAGCAAUGAUUCUUUGAAUGAUUCUCCCAUGGGAGUAGACUUUCUGAGUGAGGAAGACAAAAAUGAACUGGAUUUAAGUGACAAGACUGUUCAGGAAUGCUCAGAUUUUUUCUCAAGCAUCCACAACAUUGUGUACUUCUCUGUGAGAUGUUUGAAGUCUCAGUUACAAGUGCUUAAACACUAUGACAAGACAACAUUAAAGUUGUUGGCUCUCAAUGAAAGAUUAAGGAUUUUUUCACCUAAAUUUGCUAACCAUUUGAAUAAACUUUCUGAGAUGAAAGAUGAAAGGGUUAUAGAAACUGCCAGUUAUUUGCUUCAGACAAAUGUUUGUUUCAAUUUGGACACAGAUAAUAGAGAAAACUUUCCAAGUAACAGUAGUUUUCAGUCAUUCAAGAAGCAAAGAGAUUUGUUCUAUGAGAUUUUGAGGGUAUGGGAAGUGAAUCAUAUGUUGGAUAGAUGGGAUUUUUCUAUUGGUUUAGGUGGUAGGAUCAAAGCUCUGUUCAGUUUGGAUGGUGAACCUGCUAAUUUUAUGCAUUUUUCAAGGUUGUUCAAGGCACAACUGUUGAGCACUUCUCAAACUUCACAAAAGGAACAAGGUAUUUCAGAAGAGCAGCUACCAUUUCUAUUGUCCUUACCUUCUAUCGAUAAAGAGAAACUGCAUCGAUUGAAGAAUCGUCUGGUCGAGAAAAAUGUCACCAGAGGGUUGAAUUCGCCCCCGCAAUUUGCGGGCUACCAAGCGUUCUAUAGGGAUUUCAUAUUGGAAGCUAAAAAUCACUGUUUCAACCGACACUUGUGUGAUACUCUUAUAUAUGAGAUCGUGGAACUGAACAGUAAUAAGUUUGGGUUUGUUGAUCUAGAUGAUACUGAUACCCAAGUCGACACUGAAACAAGAAAAUCCUAUUUUUUGGCUCUAAAGAAUCUCAGAAUUCUAGCAAAGUUUCUAGGAUUUAUCGAAUCACUACCAUAUAAUUCAGAUACCCCAAACGUACCCGAAAAUCUUCUCAAUUCUAACAUACGCAUCAGAAGUCAGUCUAUCCCUUCCUUCGACUUGACACAAUGUCUAGCGACUUCCGUAAAACAGAACACCGUCGUGUUGACGGUCCCGUGGACGGUCGAAUAUCUCGCCAUGUUAGAUCACGUGACCUUGCGUCUGCCCUGCUACGUGUCCGUACACAGGGCGUUGUUCCAUUUGCACAGGUGCUACGAGGGUGCGGAGUAUAACGUCGCGCUGGUGAGAUUCUCGUUAGGGUGGUUGUUCGAGUUGCCGCACUUCCCCGACGGGGAGUACUUUGAUUUUCAAAGGAGGGACGAUUUGGUGGGGAUGGGGCGGGUCGGUUCUUUGGAUUUCACGGAUGUGGUCGAUGGGAAUAUUUUGUACGAUUGUUGUCCGUUUCUGACGAAGAUAAAGGAGCUGUUGGCCAGUAGUUCGGUGCAGAAUACCGUCACUGUCAAACAUAUAACGCCUGUCACCACUUCGGAUUCCGCAGAGAGUUUAUUGAAGAGGAGAUCUGAGCAACUGUUGGAAGAUGCUUUUUUUAAUGGUCAACCUGCCUCUUUGAGGAAAACAGUCGAAUUUGUUAGUGAAAGAAUAGCGUCUGCUUGCGUUAAGCAUAUCUGUAAUGAUAUUGUUCCAUCUUCCAAGAAAAAUGCUUUGGACGAAUUGAAAGUGUUCCUGGAAUCUUGGAUCAAUGAUGGCCAAGUCGUGUCACCUGCUAAAGGAAAAACACAGAAGGCUCAACUAAAGUCACAAGUCACCCAGAUGGCGCAAAAGCAACUCUCUACUCUUCUCGAUCGAUGCAAGACAGAAGUGACUGGCAUUCUGUGCGGAAAAAUACCACCGUCGAUUGACAGCUUGCUAGCUAUCGACACUUUACCUCAGACAAAAAAUGCUUGCGUUUCUAUAUCUGCGAAAAUCUGCAAGGAAAGGAUAAAGCAGUGGAUGAAUGCACACGUGACUUUGUCUAUUUUCACUAAAGAUUUCGAAAGCGAGGUACAAAAGACUAUCAACACCGAUGGCAAGAAGGCCGGGAAAGAAAAACCCAUUUUUGCGCUUCCAUCUGGUGGCAAUAAGGACAGUCAUGAUGACAGGUGUCUGAGUGGCUUUCAUCUUCUAGAAAAAAUCAAGUUGAUAUUCUGGAAAAUCCGGAUGCUGUAAAUGAAGAGUCAGUCGAAGCUGUGGUAGGGGGCGCUGUUGACAGUUUCCGCAACAGGUGUGACGUAAAUGACAGUAUAAAGUCCUACAUUUGUUCAUUACUUGUUGAUUUUCUGUUGUUAUUGAUGGUGCAUAAGCCUGGAUUGAAUGUGGGCGAUCAUUUGCUGAGAAUGUUCGUUGAUGUUUGGAGAUGUUAUGGAAGAGCAGAGGAACUUUUUAAAAGUCUGUUAUGCUCAAGGAAUAUUUUAUUGAUACGUCAAAGUAGUGAUGAAAAAAAGACUUGGUCGUGUUAUGCAAAUUUCGUUGCAUUUUUAUUGAAGGAAAAUGUUCUUUCAUGUGAUAAUUUCGAGGAACAGUGUACAGGGUUUUUCGAAAAACAAUGGGACCAGGAAUCCAGUACGAAUGCUUGUUAUUUUAUUAAAGAAUUCGUUGAAAAGUUUAAAAACAAUGGUGGUGACACAAGUAGAUUUGUUUUACUUCAAGAGAUUUUAUCGAAGUUUUGUAUAGAUUCGUAAAUACGUCCAUUUUAUUUUUACCUGUUUCAUCUAUUUAUUGACUAUAUUUUAAUAAAAAAAUCACAUAACUGACGUAAUCACGUGAAUUUAUUUCAUUUGCAUUACAAAAAUAUUUAUUUUCUUGUUCUUGGGAAGCUCAUAUCAAUGUAUAACUUGGCACCCUACUGGUUCAUCUGAUCUAUCAGGACAAUCAAAAUUCCCAUCGCAAAAAUUUUCUUUCGGUAUGCAAUGGCUGUCGACGCAGGGAAAUU